AUGUUCUUGUCUAAAUGGCUUGCGGCGGCCGCGGUGGCCGUCACGAUGGUGCCCGCAGCCGCCGUAGCCGCAACCGGCGAUCCCAUCCAAAUCUACGUCCCCCCGAAGCACGUGCCGGAGGUGCCGCCGAUGCCGACGCCCGUUCUGACUUGGCGGUUCCGUGAAAAGGAGACGACAUUCGCGUACUACAACAUAAGCCAGUCGCACGACAAGAACUGGAUUGGCAUCUGGUACGCCUACGCGGGCGAGCCGGUCAACGGCACCAAGAUGUCGAGCCCCCUCCUCUGGACGUACGCGCCGGGCAAGAACGGCAAGGUGGUGAUCCCGACCAAGAGCUUACCGGAGCGCCCGUUCCGGGCCUUCAUGAUGGCGGCGGACAGCUACUGGCCGGUCGCGGACCCGGUCGACUUCAACACGGCCAGCUGGAGAGAUGUGCGGUGGCUCGCGCAAGAGGUGCGACUGCCGGUGGCGCGCGAGGGUGAGUUCUGGACGCACGACGCCGGCAAGAUGACCAGUGCCGCCGGCGACGCCGGCAACCGCUACACGAUCAUGUACUGCACCGGUGACGGCUGGGUGCGGACCACGCCGGACGGCAUCCUGUACGGCACGCCGACGCGCCACUCGCGGCGCGACACGCACCUCGCGCUCAAGGUCGAGACGCCGCGCCACGUCAACGUGCACAUGGAGCUCAAGGUCGACGUGCGCAAGCCCACGGCGCCGCUGCUCACCAAGCUGCGCGUCGUGACCCUCAACACCUGGGACGGCGGCACCAACGUCGCCAACUACCACGCCAAGCAGCUCUCCAUCCUGGCCAAGGUCAACGCCGACAUCAUCAGCCUGCAGGAGACGCUCGGCAUCCACGGCCUGCGCCUCGCCUACGCCCUCGGCUACCACGCCCACCAGACAGCCGACGCGGCCAUCUUGUCGCGGUACCCCAUCGUCGAGGCCCUCAACGCCACGGCGCACUCAGUCGGCGUGCGCAUCGCGCUCGACGGCGACCGCCAGCAGGUCGUGGUCUGGAACGCGCACUUUCCCAGCGACCAGUACGGCCCGUACUCGUUCUGCUUCGACGGCAAGAACGACAGCGCCGUGAUUGCGGACGAGGUGGCGACGGGGCGCGCCGGCGAGGCCGCCGCGCUAGCCGCCAUUGUGAAGCCGUACGCGCGCCGGAGCGAUACGGUGCCUGUGCUCGUCAUGGGCGGCUUCGGGUCCCCGUCGCACCUGGACUACACGGCGGGCACGACGGACCUGCACUGCGGCGCGGGCGAGGUGCGCUGGCCGACGUCGUGGGCGCUGACGCAGGCCGGGCUGCGGGACGCGUACCGCGUGGCGCGGCCGGACCCGAUCGGCGACACGGGCGUGACGUGGUCGCCGAUAGUGCCGACCAACGCGGAGCGCGCGCGCAGGGAGCCGCAGGACCGCAUCGACUUUGUGUACUUUGCGGGCGGCAAGUCGCUGCUGCGCGUCGGCGACGCCAAGACGUGGACGUAUUGGGGCAAGAGGCCGCUGCCCGCGCCGAACCACGCCCGCAACGACUGGACGUCGGACCACAUGGGCGUCGAGGCCUGGUUCUAUCUCGACUUGCCGCCGGGCGGCGUCGUGAAUGAGACGGCGCUGCAGGAGCAGGACGAGGCGGAGCGGGCUGGCCACCUCCCCGGCAAUGGCACCGAAGGGGCGGAGGUGCCGCCGCUGGUGGACGAGGACGAUUGGUGA
Messenger RNA from Cordyceps militaris CM01, 1713 nucleotides. RefSeq names its product exonuclease III. The transcript has a single exon. The coding region runs from base 1 to 1713 and encodes 570 amino acids. Lineage: Eukaryota; Fungi; Ascomycota; Sordariomycetes; Hypocreales; Cordycipitaceae. The record is from RefSeq and is a predicted model, not a curated record.